This is a messenger RNA of Alligator mississippiensis (American alligator), 1980 nucleotides long. RefSeq names its product methionyl aminopeptidase 2 (gene METAP2). NCBI's taxonomy places the organism in Eukaryota, Metazoa, Chordata, Crocodylia, Alligatoridae. The record is from RefSeq and is a predicted model, not a curated record. The coding region runs from base 69 to 1523 and encodes 484 amino acids. Gene Ontology annotation, biological process: proteolysis. Gene Ontology annotation, molecular function: metalloaminopeptidase activity. The transcript is spliced from 11 exons.
GAGAGUAGGCGGCGCCGCUCUGUUUCUCCGUCUCGGUGGUGGGACGCUGCAGGGGCCUCGGCCACAACAUGGCGGGCGCGGAGCCGGGCGGCUGCGCGGAGGAGGCAGAGAAGCAGCUGAACGGGGAGCUGUUGCCGCUGCCGGCCGACGCCGAGGAGCGGGAGGGCGCGGCGGGGCCCGGCGGCGAGGAGGGCGCCAGGAAGAAGCGAAAGAAGAAGAAGAAGGGGAAAGGCGGCCCCGCGGGACAAGAAACGGAGAAAGAAACGGAGGGUGCACUUGAUGAUGUAGCAAAACAGUUGGAUAAACAAACACUAGAAGAGAAGGAAAAAGAUGACGAUGAUGAUGAUGGAGAGGGUGAAGGAGAUGGAGCGGCAGGAAAGAAGAAGAAGAAGAAAAAGAAGAAGAAAGGACCUAAGGUCCAGACAGAUCCACCUUCUAUUCCAAUAUGUGAUUUGUUUCCCAGCAACAUUUUUCCAAAGGGAGAAGAAUGUGAAUAUCCACCAACACAAGAUGGGCGAACAGCUGCUUGGAGAACUACAAGCGAAGAAAAGAAAGCACUAGAUCAAGCCAGUGAGGAGAUGUGGAAUGAUUUUCGGGAGGCUGCAGAGGCACACAGACAAGUGAGGAAAUAUGUUAUGAGCUGGAUCAAACCUGGGAUGACAAUGAUAGAUAUCUGUGAAAAACUAGAAGACUGCUCACGCAAGCUGAUAAAAGAGAAUGGUUUAAGUGCAGGUCUUGCAUUUCCCACUGGGUGUUCUCUAAAUAACUGUGCAGCCCACUACACUCCCAAUGCUGGAGAUCCAACAGUGCUGCAAUAUGAUGACAUCUGCAAAAUAGAUUUUGGAACACACAUUAGUGGCCGUAUUAUAGACUGUGCUUUUACAGUCACAUUUAAUCCAAAAUAUGACAAACUAUUACAAGCUGUAAAAGAUGCCACCAAUACUGGAAUAAAGUGUGCUGGAAUAGAUGUUCGUCUCUGUGAUGUUGGUGAGGCUAUCCAAGAGGUCAUGGAGUCAUAUGAGGUUGAAAUUGAUGGCAAAACAUAUCAAGUGAAACCAAUUCGCAAUUUGAAUGGACACUCAAUUGGGCAAUAUAGAAUACAUGCUGGAAAAACUGUGCCCAUUGUCAAGGGAGGAGAAGCAACAAGAAUGGAGGAAGGUGAAGUGUAUGCUAUAGAAACCUUUGGUAGCACUGGAAAAGGUGUUGUUCAUGAUGAUAUGGAAUGUUCUCAUUAUAUGAAGAACUUUGAUGUUGGGCAUGUGCCAAUAAGACUUCCCAGAGCAAAACACUUGCUAAAUGUUAUCAAUGAAAACUUUGGCACUCUUGCCUUCUGCCGCAGAUGGCUAGAUCGUCUUGGGGAAAGUAAAUAUCUAAUGGCUCUGAAGAACCUGUGUGACUUGGGUAUAGUGGAUCCGUAUCCUCCUCUGUGUGAUAUUAAAGGCUCAUAUACAGCACAGUUUGAGCAUACUAUACUAUUGCGCCCAACAUGCAAAGAAGUUGUCAGCAGAGGAGAUGACUAUUAAACUCGAGGCCACCUCAACACCUUUAUACUCUAGGCUUUGUUGGAAAACAUUAUAAGAGUUAAUUUGCAACAUAUUGUCUGUUUUAACGGUGAACUGAUACAAUACUUUCCCUGUUGGGAAAGGAAGGAAUUUGAUCAAAGGCAAGUCUUCUAAUGUAACUAACAAAGGAAAAAGCUUUCAGGUCUCUAGAAAUAUUUCAAAAGUUGCUUCUAUUUUUUCUGUUCAGGGAAAUAUGUGCUAUAUGGCUCAAUUUUUAGUUUGGAAUGUGUUACACAUUUUGUUUCGAACAUUUAUGAAGAGAUGCUUUUCAAAUAUUUAUAUUACCAUAUUCCUACUUGAAUGCUUUGAAUGACUACACCUGAUUUCUGCACCUAAGGCCUCUAUGGCGUUGCCUUUUAAACUUCCUGGAAUCCAUUUUGUAAAAAAUAAAGACAAAUUUUCAGAUCUUAAAAAUAUA